Chenopodium quinoa (quinoa) is the source of this 756-nucleotide messenger RNA. Its product is annotated as F-box protein CPR30-like. The transcript has a single exon. Bases 1 to 756 code for a protein of 251 amino acids. The record is from RefSeq and is a predicted model, not a curated record. Lineage: Eukaryota; Viridiplantae; Streptophyta; Magnoliopsida; Caryophyllales; Amaranthaceae.
AUGCGUCGUGGUAAUUCUAGUCGUCUGAAUUCGUUUUCGGCUUCUUUGCGGCUGGUGAAUCCGAUCACGAGGCGUUGUUUGGUCCUUCCUCAAGCACCGUAUGCACUAGCGUGGCGGGACCUUAACUAUGGAUUGGGUUACAGUUCCAAGACUGGACUAUUUAAGGUGGUUAGGUUGUAUCAUCGACAAGGUAGUGCCAAAAUUACGGCGGAAGUCAUGACUGUUAGGGAUGAAGGUGAUUGUGCUUGGGAGGUUAUGGACACGGAAUGGUCUAUUGGAAUUACGUCGAUACGAGGCAAGCCUGUUGUAUUGAAUGGUGCGUUACAUUGGCUAGUAAAUUAUGAUAAUUUGAUACUAAGGUUUGAUAUCGACCAAGAGAAGUUGGUGAUUGUUUCUCAUCUAGGCAUAUUGGAUGGGUUGCUUUGUGUGGGUGCUCCUUGUGGUUUGGCUAUCGAUGACAAAAGUGCGGAGAUAUGGGUGAUGAAGGAGUAUGGAAUCGAAAAGUCAUGGACUUGUUUUACCAUCAUUGAUGGACUCGAUAUCAAUGGGCAGUUCGUUCUAUUUCUGGAGAUUAAAGAUGGCAAGAUGACAUUAUUGACGACAUUGCCGCGUAAUCUAAGUGUUAAGGGUUACUUUAUUGAUGUUUAUGAUCCUAAACUAGGAAAGAGGGAUAAAAGGGUGCCUUUGUUAGAGGGGGUGGAUGGAAAAACAAGAGCAAGGGGGACAGUAGAUUAUUUUGUGCCUAGUUUCUUGUGA